AUUUGCUUUAAAAAUGAAAAUAAAAAAGGCAAAGAUAAAGUUGCUUAUUUUAUUGUAUUCAUAAACUUUAUUGUGUGUAAAUGUCAUAACAUUUUCAUUAAACAAUGUAAAUAUUAAUUAAUACAGGCAAUGAAUUCCAAAUGCUUUAUAACGAACAUGAAUAACGUAAAUGCACAGAGUGGUGAUGACACCAAACCUCCUCUACCUAAUAUAAAAGAAAAAGUAUUUUCUUAUGAAGAGAAAUCAGUAGGAUCGACGGUGUUCUUUAAAUGCGAGGCAUGUCCCUACAUGGCACUGGCCGAAGAUGAUAUAAAAUUCCAUCUCUUUACUGUCCACCCAGACUUAGCUAAAACCAAUGGCCUCGCAGACAAUAUCCAGAUAUCCUGCCCCGGUUGCACGAGCGUGUUCGAUGCGGAGGAAACUUUAAGGAACCACCUUCGCAGCCAUCAUAAAAUGGGCAUCAAAGAUGUUAGAAAAAUGGUAAAAAGUCUAGUGCAAAUAGCACUUAAAGAUGCGAAAUUCAAAAAAGAAGAUAAAAAAGUAGACGAACCGCCUCCUUCAAAUCAACAGGAUUUAGCUGAUGUUAAAAUUCCACAAAUUAUUGAGAUAGGUCCAGAUUCCGUUAGUCCCAAUAAUGAAUCAUUGCCGAAAGGUGUUACUUAUAUAUCUGUUGAUGAAUUAAAUACCAUGAGUACACCUAACUUUGAGAAAGUUGACCCGAAAGAUAUAAUUCAAGGGGCUAGUAUAAACAUAGUGUAUGGCAAUGAUGUAUCAACUCAAUAUGUAAAUGUCCCAGAGGUGGGUAUCUCAAAUGUUCCACCUGACCUUAUAUCAUCAAUACCACGAAUAGCUAAUGUUAUAGACAACUCACCAUCACCACAGACUAUAAAAGACAAUGAAUAUAAUAAAUCUCAAUUGCCAGUAGCUAAUGAUACAACAAUUUUAAACUAUUCUCACAAUUAUGAUGGUAAUACUAAAACAAUUGAUAUAGAUAAAAAAUUAAUAAAACCAUGUGGGAUAGGAGGUUGCUAUGUACGUUUAAAAGAUGAGAAUAAUAUGGCUUAUCAUAGAAAAUGCCAUCAGAAUGGUAAACUACAGUGUCCGGAGUGUGCUAAAGUGUGUCCCGGGGUAGAUCCCUUGCAUACACAUUUAUGGAAGGUGCACGCUGUAGACAUGGAGUUGCCUACAUGUGAAAUAUGUGGUUUUAAAACAUUUAAAAAGUAUAGAUUAUAUAAUAUUCAUAUGAAAUGUCAUGGAAAUGUUAAAGCUUAUACAUGUACAAUCUGCACAAAAUCAUUCAAGAAUUCCAAUCAGUUUUCGAAGCACAAUCUGAUACAUAAGCGAGACUCAUCACCAGCUCAGUGCCAUAUCUGUCAGAAAGAGUUCAGCAAUGAGAGGAAGCUAAAGGCACAUGUUAGCACGGUACAUGAGAAGCUCAGGCCAUUCAAGUGCUCUCAUUGUGACUACACAGCCGCUAGGAAAGGGGAACUUAAGCUACAUUUGAGGUCUCACACAGGUGACAAACCAUACUCAUGCAAUCAAUGCAGCUACCGUUCAGCAGAUCACAACGCGAUGCGUCGCCACAAGAGAAUGCAUUCUAAAGAAGGUAUAUACAAAUGCAAACAUUGUCCAUACACGGCCAUACAGUCUACUAUAUUCACAUCUCAUAUGAUCUCAAAACAUCCCAACGUUAAUUCAAGCGACGUACACUGCUGCCCUUACUGUCCAUUCAAAUCUGUCAGCAAAGAAAAGUAUGUAGUACAUCUCACAACACAUAGAGAUAAAGAAGGUAUACAACUCCUUGUUGAUAUGAAGACAAACAAAACUAACAAACCAAGCUGGACCAUACCAAGUGAUGAGGAGAAAUCCACCAACACAAGUCACACUACAGAUCCAAACAAAGAUUCCAAUCCUAACACAGUAAAUACUAUACCGAUAGAAGUAUACGACUGCGAUAGUCUCUCUGAGAGCAUACCACACGAAUAUCCGAAGACUUAUUGCACGACGCCCACCAGCGAUAUACAAACGCCCACAUACAAUAGUCACGUGAUGGUCCCAGAUCUCAGAAAGGUCGAGAACAGUUCAGAUUGUCUGAUAACAGAAAACUCUGACACGAUGAUGGACAGACAUCAGUACACCCCACAACGACAGAUCCUAGAAAUAACUUACGAUGAGAACCAAUCGAAUCUACACGAAUUCUUAAACCCAACAGUAUCAAUAGAACAGAAACUUCUACAAAAUAACAGCGUUAAUUCACUAGUGUCCAAUCACUCGCCGAUAAGCAAUAAUAUAAUGGGAAACUUCCCGAUCCGAUUACCCCCAAUUCCAUUAUCACUUAGGAAUAAUAUCAUGUUGAAACCGGUUGAUAAAAUAUCUAUGCCGAUGACAAAAGUCAUCGGUCCCAUUAUUAAGCCGACGCAAAUCUUGCCAGUACCUUCUUCUAGUCAUUCCCCUGUUAAUAUUAGUAGCGAUACAGAAGGUGCUCCUAAGAAAAAAGCGAAGAUAUCUGUUAAAAGUAAUUUGAUAUUAAAAGGUCCAGAUCAGGAGAAUAUGUUCCAUUCGCAACAAAAAAUGGCUUUUAAACAGUUAGAGGAUAAUGAAAGAUUCGGUCUGCCGGUGACGUUUAACAAUCUGAUAACAACACAGUUUUUGCAACUGCAACCGGAACCGGCGUUAAGUGAGUCGCCUAACAACAUUAUGACCUACCCUCAAGAGAGCAUGCUAGAAGAUCCCGUGACCACACCAGUCGACAAUGAAUUAAACGACAACCCACAGAUAUUCACAUUCAACCAGCAAAUGUCAAACACGAUGACAAUGUUGCCACCUCCUCCUAAAAUUCAAGCAAACGACCCAAGCUACAUUAAAUUAGAAGGUACCAUAAAACAGAACACACAAUCGCCAUGCUUGGAAAGAAUGUGCACAGGACUUAAUACGCAAAUAAUGAGUAGAGAGUACAAAGCAUCACCACCGCUCGAAGAAAUCCAUAAAAAUAUUAAGAACGAAGUUAAACCAGAUUCAUUUUAUAACAUGGGUAUUAAUACCACAACGAAUAAUCCAUCGAUGAUUGAUCAAUAUUUAAUGGAUAUGGGGGAGCAAUACUCCGGACAUAUGGAUCUUUCUAACGUUGUACUACCAGAAAUAUCGGAUCAGAAUGACAUCAUAGAAAUAGACGACAACUCCGAUGAUACGAAAAUUCCUCGCUUCGAUAUGAACUUUCCUCUAGAGUCUUUGUACCUCAUGCAUAAUGAUUUUCAUUUUUUAGAAAACGAUAUCACCUCAGACAGUAUGCCCGAAGUAUCGGUUAAUGAAAUUAACCGUAUGAUUACUGAAGUGCCUAUCGUAAAUCAGAAAGAUCUAGAGAUUGUACCAGACGUAAAUAGCGAAUUUCAAAAUUUUCAAGGCAAUAAAGAUCCUAUGAUGAACACGUCGGUUAGACCGAUGACUAAAAUUAAUGUAAAAAAUAUAGAAUUAAUGAAGAAUUAAUCUAAAUUAAAUUAUACGAUCUGUAUAUAUUAUUUUUAAAGCAUUUAAUAUCAUAUACAAAAUAGAUGGCUUUUAAAUUUAGAAUAACAUCCUUAUAGAAG
This is a messenger RNA of Papilio polytes (common Mormon), 3584 nucleotides long. RefSeq lists its product as uncharacterized. The record is from RefSeq and is a predicted model, not a curated record. Gene Ontology annotation, molecular function: RNA polymerase II cis-regulatory region sequence-specific DNA binding; DNA-binding transcription factor activity, RNA polymerase II-specific. Gene Ontology annotation, biological process: regulation of DNA-templated transcription. NCBI's taxonomy places the organism in Eukaryota, Metazoa, Arthropoda, Insecta, Lepidoptera, Papilionidae. The transcript has 3 exons. Bases 130 to 3483 code for a protein of 1117 amino acids.